This is a messenger RNA of Branchiostoma floridae (Florida lancelet), 2185 nucleotides long. Its product is annotated as TLC domain-containing protein 4-B-like. Gene Ontology annotation, cellular component: membrane; endoplasmic reticulum. The transcript is spliced from 7 exons. NCBI's taxonomy places the organism in Eukaryota, Metazoa, Chordata, Leptocardii, Amphioxiformes, Branchiostomatidae. The record is from RefSeq and is a predicted model, not a curated record. Gene Ontology annotation, biological process: lipid homeostasis. Bases 89 to 874 code for a protein of 261 amino acids.
GGUCGGGUUGUCUUCCGGGUUUCUACACAGACAAUAGCCGGUGUGUUAAACAGCCGUGCGUUUGUAUCUCAUCUCCCAUCGGUUCGCCAUGUAUUUUCGGCUGUUCCCCAGCAACACCGACCCGGUGUACACCUACACCUGUCUCGGCGCCUUCCUGGGGAGUCUGGGCAUCUACGAAGUCUUCAGUCCGUGGAUAUCCCGGCGCCUGACGUCAUGUUACGAACGUCUUCCCAGAGCGCAGCAGGUUGAAUGGAAUAACAAGAUAACAGCUACUAUCAACGACGUCCUCUGCACUGUGUUCACGAUGUACGCGUUGUUCUUUGACGACAAGCUACGAUAUGACGACUUGAGAAGUGACUCCCACUGGUGCAAGCUGGCAGGUGCCAUCAUCCUGGGCUACUUUACUGCAGAUAUACUUGAGAUGUUUUGCAGACCAAAGAUCAAGUGGGACACGGCCAUGUUUCUACAUCACCUGGCUGCGGCAGUCAUGGCUUACGUUUCAUUAUUCUGGUACAACUUUGCGCAGUUCUACGGCAACAUUAUGAUAAUGAUGGAAGCGUCAAGCCCCUUUCUGAAUAUAAGGAAUCUGUUGCUGUUGGCUGGCUGGUCCAAAUCCUCCCGUCCGUACACAUUCGUCAGUGCCUCAUUUGUCAUCACGUUCUUCAUCUUCAGAGUCGCGAUCAUACCGCCAUUUUGGGUCGCAGCGAUCGACCAGAUGAGAGUAAACCCAGACAUCCACGCUCCGGAGUUCAGGGUAGGCAGAGACGUGGGGAUUCUCACGGCCGUCGUACUCAACGUUCUAAACGUAUACUGGUUCACGUUGAUAUGGGCCAAGACUAAGAAAAAGUUGUUUCCUGUCAAACUCAAAGAAUAGCUUCGAAGAACAUGUUCCAGUAUUCAAUGACAUGUUGAAUGUUCUAAGCCAGCGUAUACGUAGCCUUUAGUUAUUAAUUAUGUAACAAUGUUUAGAGUUCAAAAAUGUAUUCAUCAAACUCAAAAAGCCAUUCUGUGGAAAGAAUGAUCGGUGUUUUUUAAAUCUUUUUGUAGUUUUGAUUUGUAUCUGUCCGAAACGCAAAAUACAUACAGUGCAACGUUUCGUACUAGGUCGGUCGGAGGAGCUCCUGUAGUUCUUACUAUUUAUGCCAGAGGUCGUUGCUGAACCGGCCGCUUUUAAUCAGCUAUGUACAUGCAACGGGCUUUACUGCUGUGACAGCCUUCGGUGCACAUCUGUGAAAACGAUCGUCAUCGCAGUAAUAGAAGUGUUUGAAAACUCUAUCAUCUCAGGGUUUCGAAUAUUUUGUUUCCGCUACGAUCAGUCCUUGUUAACCAACAUGGCCAUUGUUAAGAACUACCUAAGCAAUGUUGCGCACACAAAAACGCUGGGUUUCUCUGUUUACGGAUAUACAUGUUAUAUAUAUAAAUGUAUAUGAUACGGGAGUAUUGAAUAUUAGGUAGAUUUUUACUUCAAUUUCAUUCUAAGCUCGCUCACCAUUCAGGGUGCCAUACACUGCCAAAAAUGCUUUGUCUUGUUUAUCUUGUUUUGCUUCUUCACAGAAAAUUCAUCUUCCAGGAAGGAAAUUAUUCUCUCCCAAAGAAAUUUUAGAGAAAUGUGCUUGUCCAUGGGGCAAGCAAAUAUUGUUGUUGUUUUUUUGGCGACUAUUUAAUUUUUUUUUUCUAUUUCCUACAAUGCUUUUUCUUGUUUAUCUUCUUAAGCUUCCUCACAUAAAAUUUGUCCUCCAGGAAGAAAAAAUAAUCUUGUGUUUCUUAAGAGUUAAAUCUGGUUAUCAAAAAAGCAAGAUUUUCUAGAAUUUUUAUCUUGCAUCAUACGAAAAAAGAAGAAGAUUUUGCUCAAUUCUCUAAAAAAAACUUUGUAGUUUCUCGUUUUGCUUUAAUUUUAUUCUUUUCCUGCAAGAGUAUUUUUCUUCACAUCAGAAUUGUCCAUUGAAUAAGCAAAUACGGAAGACAAAUCAUUUUGGCAGUGUAUGCGCAAGGUCAGAGGUGAAGGCCCCUGAGGCAUAAACAACAACAACAAAAAACACCCGACAUUGUUAUGCAAAUCGAUCGACACAGUCGCGACAGGAACUGUGAAUAGGCCUACCCUUUGACCUUGCGCAUGGGCACUCUGAAUGGUGAACGCGCUUAUUACAGCCCCUUAUAAUAGCAAUAAAAUCGGCUGGUAAAUUCA